Messenger RNA from Scomber japonicus (chub mackerel), 519 nucleotides. RefSeq names its product histone H3-like centromeric protein A. Bases 1 to 519 code for a protein of 172 amino acids. NCBI's taxonomy places the organism in Eukaryota, Metazoa, Chordata, Actinopteri, Scombriformes, Scombridae. Gene Ontology annotation, molecular function: protein heterodimerization activity; structural constituent of chromatin; DNA binding. The transcript has 5 exons. The record is from RefSeq and is a predicted model, not a curated record. Gene Ontology annotation, cellular component: nucleosome.
AUGUCGGCAUUCCCUAUCAGAUCUCAGCUGGAGUCUUUUCCCUCUCGUGUUGCUGAUCCAUUGAAGAGAAUGCGCUACUGUGAUUCAUCUGCCAGCAGGAGGAAGGGCACCGUCCCGAAACGUCGGCCCCCGCAGCCAGGCCCGAGCACCGCCCCAAAAAGUCGGCCCCCGCAGCCGAGCCCGAGCACCUCUGAGGUACCUGCUGCGUCUCCCAAGAAGAGGAGGUUUCGUCCAGGAACCAAAGCUUUAAAGGAGAUCCGUAAAUACCAGAAAAGCACAGAACUUCUACUCAGGAAGGGACCUUUCGCCCGCCUGGUUCGUGAGGUGUGUCAGAGUAUUACCCAUGAAACUCUCAGGUGGCACAUGUAUGCUCUGAUGGCCCUGCAGGAGGCAUCAGAGGCCUUCCUCAUCAGGUUGUUCGCUGACGCCAACCUGUGCGCCAUCCACGCCAAGCGGGUCACCAUCUUCCCCCGCGACAUCCAGCUGGCCAGGAGGAUCCGAGGAAUCGACAGCUUAUAA